This is a messenger RNA of Monoraphidium neglectum, 2019 nucleotides long. RefSeq lists its product as hypothetical. Bases 1 to 2019 code for a protein of 672 amino acids. The transcript has 7 exons. The record is from RefSeq and is a predicted model, not a curated record. Gene Ontology annotation, molecular function: protein binding. Lineage: Eukaryota; Viridiplantae; Chlorophyta; Chlorophyceae; Sphaeropleales; Selenastraceae.
AUGCCCACCUCGUCAUACAGGGUCGAUCAAGUGGGCAGCAAGGGCCGAGUACUUGUCAAGUGGGACGUGGACAGCGAGUCGAAGGACUGCCGCGCCAUAUUCAAGGUGAUCUUGAAGAAGCUCACCGAGAAGUCCGACCACAGCGACGAGUACAACAGCAUCGAGAAGUUUGACCUCGGGCCCGCAAUCAAGUCCCAGGCCGGCGUCAAGGACCGCUCGUACGCUUUUUCCGAUGUGCCUUCGGGCGCACCCGUCACUUUCGAGGUGCAGGCAACCAGCGCCGGCAGCAAGAAGGGGGCGUCGUCCAAGCCGGCGCGGUCGGCGCCGUUCACGGUCAAGCGGGGCUGCAGCGAGGCGGCGGCGCCGGUCGCGCCCGAGAGUGUGUCGUUCCACUCACUGGAUGGCUCCGACAAGAUCAUGCUGAGCUGGUCGGCGCCCCCGAACGAUGACUCCGCGCCCUGCGUCGCCGGCUUCGAGGUGCAGGCCUCGUACCAGCCGAGCGGCGAGGUCUGGGCCAGCACGCGCGUCGCGGCGCAGGACUCGUUCGCUGAUUACACCCAGGUGGCUUUUCCGUACCGCCCCAGGCUCGCGACGGACACGCUGUACUUCACAAUCACGGGGAAGAACGGCGAGAAGUCGGGCAAGCCCGCCAAGCUGGCGCUCAGGCUCGUGCCCGACCGGCUGAGCGGGGGGAAGGGCGGGGGCGGGGGCGCCGGCAAGGCGCCGCUGCUGGAGUCGUGCGUGCAGAAGGCGAUGCAGGGGGCACCUCAACUGGAGAUCCAGCGGGCCGAGCAGGCUGACGCUAUAGCGGUCACCAUCAAGCGCCCCACAGACUCCGACGACGGCGUGUGCGUGACAUCAUUUGACCUGACGGUCCUGGACGCGUCCAGUGGCGCCCGCCUGGCUUCCGCAGCCCUCAACACGUCGCACCCCCUAGAGGACGCCACGUCCGCGCAGCUGCCCGCCGGCUCCCCGGUGGCUUCCGCGCUGCUGGGCGGCCAGCCGGUGACGAUUGAGCUGGCGGCGAGGGCUGACGAUCUGAAGGGCGCGCCGCUCCGCCUGGAACGCGUCAAGCUGCAGGGCGCCGCCGGCGCCGGCGCCGGUGCUGGCGCGCGGUGGCUGUGCGGCACGGACGGCUCCGUCGCGCCGCAGAACGCGCUGCUGACUGCGACCGGCGGCCAGCUGGGGUUCACCUGGGAGUGGCCGCAGGGUGACGACGACCAGAUGCCCGCCUGCCUGUCUUCCGCGUCGGCACAAAUCCUGGAUGCUGACAGCCGCCAGCCGGUCGCGGAGUGCGCCGCGGCGCUGACGCAGGCGACGGCCGGGCGCCCGGUCGCGCGCGAGCGCGGGGACGGCAGCUGCACGGGCACCGUCAGCAGCGGCGAGAGCAAGGUGGUGCGGCUGGUGAGGACGCCGGCAGGGGCAGCGGCGUGCUACGACGAUGUCAAGCCGGGGAGGGUGGAGAUCACAAAGGUUGUCAGGCCGGCGCUGACCGGGCCCAAGCUGCUGGUGCCGCAAGACGUCGCAGUGACGUGGCGCAGCUACUGGGACCGCCCCUGCGACCGCGGCUGCGAGGAUGCGUACAACGUCACGCUGGUGUCCGCUGCGGGCAAGGUGCUCAACUCCACAAUUGUGCGCCCCGACGACCCCUCCAACGCCACCGCCACGCACACCGCGGUCUUUUCGGGCCUCGUCGGCGGCGAGCGGUUCCACCUGAGGGUGGCGGCGCAGAACGGCAAGUUGGAGGGGCCCAGCUCGGCAACGGACAACAUCCGUGUGCCGUUCAUCACGAGCGCGUCUUCAAACAGGGAGCUCAUCCUCGCCGAACUCAGGCGCGACUGCCGCGGGGUCCCGGUCUUCGCGUACGCGUUCAGGGAUAGGGCAGACAUGGUAAAGAUCACGUGGCGGAGGAGCGGCGUAGAGAGCGAUUUCGCGGGCAAGGACCCGCUGACGUGCUCUAUGCCGCUGGUCACAGCCCCCCCAAGCAACAGCAGCGGCGACAGCGACACAAGCAGCUGA